This is a messenger RNA of Saccostrea echinata, 3632 nucleotides long. Its product is annotated as piwi-like protein Ago3. Gene Ontology annotation, cellular component: P granule. The transcript is spliced from 21 exons. The record is from RefSeq and is a predicted model, not a curated record. Gene Ontology annotation, biological process: regulatory ncRNA-mediated gene silencing. Gene Ontology annotation, molecular function: piRNA binding; protein binding. Bases 109 to 2928 code for a protein of 939 amino acids. Lineage: Eukaryota; Metazoa; Mollusca; Bivalvia; Ostreida; Ostreidae.
CCCCUCAUCCGGGUUUCUUUCAUACUUGAAAGCGAGACUUAGCGCGAGGAUGCGUGACAGUUUUCUCGAAGUUUGAAAUUUUAGCAAAUUGUAGGGAAAAUAUUGUGAAUGGCAACAGGAUUUGGAAGAGGCGGGCGAGGUGCAGCUCUUCUGCAGGCACUAAAUCAGCCUAUCAGAAAGCCAGGAGAACAAGAUGAGAAGAAGCCAGCACCAUCAGGUGAUGCCCCAGCACCUCCUCCAGCAGUACCCACCACAGUUGCUGGUCCAGGAAGUAUACCUGUGGGCAGAGGAUCAAUGGGGCGUGGGGCUUUUUUACAGGGCCUUCUGCAAGGUGCUACAACUCCAGCCUUGUCUAGAGGACAAUCAACAGCACAACAACCUACUCUUCCUGCUUCCGGGGGUAGAGGAGUUGCAAAUCUUCAAGCUCUAAUAAAAAAUGCUGGAAGAGGAGGGGGCAUAACAGGACCUUCACCAGCACCACAGAUGCCACAAGUUAAACCACCCCCACAGCCUCCAGUCAGUACCUCUCAGGAGUCCACACCUACUCCCUCAGUCACAUCUCAGUCAGGAGUGGCACCAAGCAAAGGUUCUUCAGAUCCUCCUAGUAGCAGACUCAGCAAGAUGGCUCUGGAUCGCCCACCUGUUGUACAUAAAUCAGGCACUGCAGGCAAACCAAUGAGUUUAUCAGGAAAUUACAUCAGGAUCAAAUGUGAGAAUGCAGGAGUGUAUCAGUACCAUGUAUCUUUUUCUCCAAGCAUUGACUCUAAGAAUAUGAGAUUUAAACUAGUGAACAAUGUUCGGGAUGUCAUUGGGUUCACUAAAGCAUUUGAUGGAUUCAUUCUGUAUUUGCCACAUCGCCUCUCAGAUCAGGAGACAGUGCUGCAGAGUAAGCGGCCAACUGAUGGCGUUGAUAUAACUAUAACCAUUAGAUUAACAAAAGUGAUAUUGCCAGAGCAGUGUGUUCCUCUGUAUAAUAUCAUAUUUAGAAGAGUGAUGAACAUUCUUGAAAUGGUUCAAGUUGGUCGUUAUUACUACAACCCCAAAACGCCAUCUGUUGUUCCACAACACAGGCUGGAAGUCUGGCCAGGGUAUAUCACAUCUGUGUGCGAAAAUGAAGAUGGUCUCAUGCUCCUAGUAGAUGCUAGUCACAGAGUUUUAAGAACAGAAACUGUACUCCAGUUGAUGAAAACCUGUGUGCAGAAAAAUCCUAAUGGCUUUCAGGAUGAGUGCACACGGUCUUUAGUAGGAACAAUAGUCCUCACACGUUACAAUAACAAAACUUAUCGCAUUGAUGACAUUUUGUGGUCAAAAACUCCACUCCACACCUUCAAGACAAGCCAAGGAUCAGAGCUCUCCUUUGUAGAUUACUACAGGAAUGCUUAUCAUAAGGAGAUUACCGAUCAAGAACAACCUCUACUGCUGCAUAGACCAAAAAAGAAACAAUUGCCUGGAGGGAAAGUUCCUGAAAAAAGUGAAGCAAUUUGCCUUAUACCAGAGUUUUGCUAUUUGACUGGGCUUACUGAUGAACUGAGGCAAGACUUCAGGGUAAUGAAGGAUCUUGCAUCCCACACCAGAGUUACACCAGAACAAAGAGUGGCCACUAUGAGGAAAUUUAUUAAUGCUGUCAAUAGCAACCCAGAGGCCAAAAAAGAACUGACAAACUGGGGGCUGAGCUUUGCUGAAAAUACAAUAAAUAUUGAUGGUAGACAAGCUCAGCAAGAGAAGAUCAUCUUUGGUAACAAUUACACGUGUAUGGCAGGACCCCAGGCUGACUGGAGCAGAGAUGCUACCCGCAACAAGGUCCUCACUCCUGUUGACCUGAAGAACUGGACUGUGAUAUUUGUUAAGCGUGAUGCAGGCAAGGCCACAGAAUUUAUAAACAUGAUGCAGAAUUGCUGCCGGCAGAUGGGCAUUCAGUGUAAUAAGCCUACAUGCUGUGAGCUUCGUGAUGAUCGUGUGGACACUUUGAGUGGGAGCCUUAGAGAUAACAUCAAUCCAUCGGUCCAGUGUAUGGUGGUUAUUUGUCCAACAUCCAGAGAUGAUAAAUACUCCGCCAUCAAGAAAAUAUGCUGUGUUGAAAUGCCAGUCCCAUCUCAGGUUAUCAUAGCUAAGACAAUUGCUAAACCAGACAAGUUGAGGAGUGUUACACAGAAAAUUGCACUACAAAUAAACUGCAAGCUUGGAGGAGAGCUGUGGGGAUUAGAUAUUCCAAUGUCCAAUCUGAUGGUAGUUGGAAUAGAUGUUUACCAUGAUAAAGCACACAAUAAGAGAUCAAUAGCCGGGUUUGUAGCCAGCACUAACAAAAUGUGCAGUCGCUGGUACUCUAAGACAGUACUCCAGAUGCCUGGUCAGGAGCUCAUUGAUGGACUCAAGCUUUGUUUGACUUCAUCCAUCAGGAAGUAUCAUGAGAUUAACCAUGUCUUCCCAGAGAAGAUUGUUGUCUUCCGUGAUGGUGUUGGGGAUGGAGAUCUGAAGUAUAUUGACCAUGAGAUUCAGCAGCUACAGCAGUGUUUUGGAAACUUUGGAGGAGAGUAUACUCCCAAGCUUUCAGUGGUCAUUGUACAGAAGAGGAUUAAUGCCAGGAUUUUCCUGAAGGGUGACAGGAACUUUGACAAUCCACCACCUGGCACCAUUGUUGAUCACACAAUAACUAGAAGAGAUAAGUACGACUUCUUUAUUGUGUCUCAGCAUGUGAGACAAGGCACUGUCUCCCCCACUCACUACAUCUGUGUUCAUGACAGUAUUGGGAUGAAACCCGAUCAUCUUCAGAGGCUCUCUUACAAAAUGACACAUCUGUACUACAACUGGCCUGGUACUGUCCGAGUACCUGCUCCAUGUCAGUAUGCCCACAAGCUGGCCUAUCUGGUGGGACAGAACAUCCAUAAAGAACCCAGUGCUGAACUGUCAGACAGAUUGUUCUUCUUGUAAAUUACAUGUACUUCCAUCAAUUUCAAGAAUCAGGGAGGCUUAAGAAAAGGCAGCAAUUUAGAUGAUACCGGUAUCAGUGUCUGAAUUUUGUUUUCUUUUGUGUCAGCAAAGUAGCUGAAGGUACAUUAGUUAGGUGAAAAAUAGUGAAAGCUAUUUGUUUACAUGGUUCCUUAAUGGCAGUUCCUGUCUGCGCUAUUUUGUAAAGGAUACAGGUACAUUUAGAACCUAGCUUUUACAUAGACAUUGUAAUGUGUUUGUUCUUGUUUUUUUUUAAAGCUCUAGGUAAAGUCCCUCGUAGCACUGCCAGUAACUUUUUUUAAAUAUUAUUAUGUGGAUACAUGUAUUUUAAUUAUAUUUUCUUAUACUGUUUAUUAAAGAAAAUAUAAUAGGUUGUGAAAAGAAUACUAUGUACAUCGAUUUGCUAGCAUAUAUUUUCCUAGAUUUGAUCUUCAUUAUGUACACUAACUUUCUAAACCCAAUAUUUUCAUCCUAGAAUAAAGUAAAUUGAACUUCGGACAUUGACACUGGAAUAUCAUGGAUAUGUUAAAGUGAUUUGGAAGGCCCAUCCAUUCACUAUUUUUUUAUUUAUGUAUUGUAACCUCCGUUUUCAAACCUUUGGUUAUAAUGGUCUUGUCAAGCUCAAGAUAACAAGGUCUGGCUGUAACAAUCAAGCAAGUUGCAAUGUUCUUUAAAAAAAAAAAGAA